Messenger RNA from Cooperia oncophora, 369 nucleotides. NCBI's taxonomy places the organism in Eukaryota, Metazoa, Nematoda, Chromadorea, Rhabditida, Trichostrongylidae. The record is from the annotation of a GenBank genome assembly.
AUGAAAGCAGUGAUGGAGUAUGAAGGCUGGGGAUAUGCUAUACUCAUGCAGAAUCAUGACGUCAUGAUCAAGACAGUGUACGAAACAGUUUCUAUACUAGACAUGUUCGCAGGAGCUAACGACGUGCACACGAGGCCAUGCGAACGUAGCCGCUGCAAUAAGUCCUUGAAAUGGGAUGUUCGUUCACUGAGAUUCUAUCGAAAUGGUAAACCAGUUUUGUCAAGAGCAACAGAGAAUUUAUGGUUCAAGACAGCGUAUAGUUCUCUUCAGUUGCAAGACUCUCAGUGUAUUCAGGAAUUUUCGUUAUUCUCUUACGAUGUCAAUACACCGACGCAUUGCGCCAGCUUCGCGCCCCAAACACAUAUUUGA